This is a messenger RNA of Hemicordylus capensis (graceful crag lizard), 3162 nucleotides long. It is a transcript of the gene WASF1, whose product is annotated as WASP family member 1. The coding region runs from base 746 to 2398 and encodes 550 amino acids. Gene Ontology annotation, molecular function: protein kinase A regulatory subunit binding; actin binding; Arp2/3 complex binding. The transcript has 10 exons. Gene Ontology annotation, biological process: positive regulation of Arp2/3 complex-mediated actin nucleation; actin cytoskeleton organization. The record is from RefSeq and is a predicted model, not a curated record. NCBI's taxonomy places the organism in Eukaryota, Metazoa, Chordata, Lepidosauria, Squamata, Cordylidae. Gene Ontology annotation, cellular component: cytoskeleton; SCAR complex; lamellipodium.
CAUGAGGGAAGGGGGGAGGAGGGAGAUGGAAUGGCGGCGGUCGCGGUGUCUCCCGACUCCUUCUAGAGUGUAGCAAGAGCACUGUAGGGGCCGCCGGUCAGGUGGUUGCGUAAACAACACACCUCCCUUUCCCCUUUACCAUCCUCACCACCCCCCACAUCCAGGAGAGAGUGUUGGAGCCGGAGAAGCCCCGCCUUCGACACAUACACACACACGCGCGCAAGCCUCUCUAUGUAUCUAUUGUGAAGCUUUGUGCGGGGGAAGGUCCGCGUUUUCUUCGCUCCCCCACUCCACCUCCAACCACUCCCCCCCCCGCGCCGAAUUCUCACAAGCUCUUGCCCGCGAGGGGGGCGCUUGUUGAAAGGGAGCUUUCGAACUUCAAGUCCAAACGGACCAGGUUGGCACGAGCCCACCAGACACAGCGGAGGAGGACGGAGGAGGGGCUGAACGGCGGCGGGUGUAUGAAGAUGUGAAAGGGAAGACGGUGCUGGAUAUUGCUACCACCGCCGCAGAGAAGGAGGAAGGAAGCAAAUAAAGGAGAGUGAGAGGGAUCAAACUGAAGGCAGGCAGGCAUGAUGUCACCAGAAAGUGGGGAGGAACUCCCGCCAAAAAGCUAGACAUGAGGGAGCUUUAGAAGGAUCCCGAAUGGACUUCAGCGCAUGCCUGAAGCCCAUCAGUGUGAACGAACAGAUGACCACUAGAUGAACUUCAUUUACAGGUGUGCUGGCUCUUUUGAUUUCUCAGGAUGCCACUGGUAAAAAGAAACAUAGACCCCAGGUAUCUUUGUCACACAGCACUGCCACGAGGCAUCAAGAAUGAACUGGAAUGUGUUACCAAUAUAUCCUUGGCAAAUAUAAUUAGACAACUAAGCAGUCUAAGUAAAUAUGCAGAAGAUGUAUUUGGUGAGCUUUUUAAUGAAGCCCACAGUUUUUCAUUCAGGGUGAAUUCCUUACAAGAACGUGUGGACCGGUUAUCUGUCAGUGUUACACAACUUGAUCCCAAGGAAGAAGAACUUUCACUACAGGAUAUAACAAUGAGAAAAGCUUUCCGAAGUUCCACAACUCAAGAUCAGCAGCUCUUUGACCGCAAGACUUUGCCAAUUCCUUUGCAAGAGACUUAUGAUAUCUGUGAGCAGCCUCCUCCGCUCAACAUACUUACUCCUUACAGAGAUGAUGGAAAAGAGGGUUUGAAGUUUUACACCAAUCCUUCAUAUUUCUUUGACCUGUGGAAAGAAAAGAUGUUGCAAGACACUGAAGACAAAAGAAAGGAAAAGAGAAAGCAGAAGCAGAAGAAUCUAGAUCGUCCUCAUGAACCAGAAAAAGUGCCACGGGCUCCUCAUGACAGACGGCGAGAGUGGCAGAAGUUAGCCCAGGGUCCAGAGCUUGCUGAAGAUGAUGCCAAUCUCUUACAUAAGCACAUUGAAGUUGCUAAUGGACCUGCAUCACACUUUGAGACAAGACCUCAGGCAUAUGUGGAACACAUAGAUGGGCCCUACUCCCUUUCUGCAUUACCAUAUAGCCAGAUGACUGAGCUACUGAACAGAGCUGAAGAACGUGUCUUAGUAAGACCACAUGAGCCACCGCCACCUCCACCAAUGCAUGGCGUGGGAGAUGUGAAACCCAUUCCACCCUGUGUCAGCUCCACCACAAGUUUGACUGAUAAUCGACCCCAGUCACCUGCUACUGGUAGAACACCAGUAUUUGUGAGUCCCACUCCUCCACCGCCUCCUCCACCCCUUCCAUCUGCUUUGUCAACUUCUUCAUUAAGAUCUGCAAUGACAUCCACUCCUCCCCCUCCAGUGCCGCCGCCUCCACCUCCUCCAACAGCUGCUUUGCAAGCUCCUGCUGUGCCUCCACCCCCAGCUCCUCUCCAGAUUGCUCCCGGCGUUCUCCACCCUGCUCCUCCUCCAAUUGCACCUCCAUUAGCACAGCCGUCUCCCCCUGUCACUAGAGCUGCCCAAGUAUGUGAAACCAUUCCUGUUCCACAAGGGGAAAUGCAAGGACUUCCACCACCACCACCACCUCCUCCAUUGCCACCUCCUGGCAUUCGGCCGUCAUCACCAGUCUCAGUAACAACUCUCGCUCACACUCCCACAACCAUUGUCCCUGGCCCUCAUCUUCCAAUAAUGCCUCCAUCCCCACCAUCUCAAGUCACUCCUGCUCCUGAACCCAAACGCCACCCAUCAACACUACCGGUCAUCAGUGAUGCCAGAAGUGUCCUCCUGGAGGCAAUACGGAAAGGUAUUCAGUUACGAAAAGUUGAAGAGCAGCGUGAACAAGAAGCUAAACACGAGCGUGUUGAGAAUGAUGUUGCCACGAUAUUGUCUCGUCGCAUUGCUGUGGAAUAUAGUGAUUCAGAAGAUGACUCGGAGUUUGAUGAAGUUGAUUGGUUGGAGUAGAAUGGAUAUAUGCUACAAAACUGAAUGCUAAUGUCCAUUGUGGUGCUUGUUCUUUGAACAUGUUUGGUCAUUUCUAGUGUUUUUGUAUUUUCUUUAUAUAAACCAUUUUUUCUACUUUUCAGUUCACAAAACAUUAGCACAUCUUUGAAACUAAAUGUUUUACAGUGAUACAGCUCUUUAAAAGAGCAUAAUUUGUUCCAGUAGACCACUAAGUAUUAAGCAUGGGCAGCUGUUGAUAGAGUAGCAGAUUAAAUUUUCUGGCAUAUCUUUAACUGUGCACUUUGUGAAUUUUAAGUUAUAAAGGCAAUUAAGGCUGAAGUUUCAAGGGCAGCUGUCUACACUGUUGAUGAUUUUAAAAUGAAAGGGCACAAUCCGUCAAGCUCUGUGAUUCCCUGUGAUUUCAGUGGAGCUCAAGUAGGAGAAAAACUUGUGGAUUGCACCCUACCUAUCAUGUUACCACUGCCUUGAUUAGAUCUGUACAUUACAAGGGUCAUAUAGUUCUAGCAGCACUGGACAUACUGAAAGAAAUAAGGAUCUUUGGGCAGUUUUAUUGUUGUUUUUUAAUUAAAUAACUAUGGCCUUAUUUGAAUGUGUUGAGAUUUUUUUUUUCCUUACCUGAUACCUAUUGUGUGAUACUAUUUUGCCUGCUUAAGAGUUUGAUUUCCCCCCCCCUUGUGAAAUCUUCUGACUUAGCCAUUCUGUGUAACUUAUGUAACUGUUAGAAAUAACAGUUUGAUUUAAAUAAAUGGUUUGUUUUAAAUGUU